AUGUGGCAUGAUACACCCUGGUCAAGAACAUUAGGUGAAUUUCUUCAGGAUUAUAAUAAAGUUGAACGUCGUUCAUCAUGUUAUAGUCCAUUACCAAGUCAGACAGGUAUCAAUUUUAUUAUUAUGAUUCGUAGUAAAAUACAAUUUUUAACUCCAAGAUUAUUGACUGUACAACGUGAUUAUGCACAAAAAUUGAAUGGACUGCGUCGUGCUACCAGAGCACAGUCCUUGGCCGUAACUGAUGAAGAAACUGCUGAUUUAUCGGGGACACGUUUAUCGAUUUCCAAUAGUUUAACGUCUGUCCAUAAAUGUAGCGAAGAACAAGAUGAAGAAAAAUUGGAAGUAGGUCGUGUAGCAAGCUGGGCGGUUGGAUUUGAAAAAUUAUUAAAUGAUGAUAUGGGACUAUCAAUAUUUACUGAUUUUUUAAAAAAAGAAUUUAGUCAAGAAAAUAUUGAAUUUUGGAUAGAAUGUGAAAAGUUUAAAAAAUUGUCAGAUUUAGACGUGAUUCGUCAAAAAGCUGGAUCUAUAUGGUCUACUUAUCUCAGUGAUGCCGACGAUGGAUCAUGUCCAAUUAAUAUUGAUAGUCGAACAAGACAAGAGUGUCAGUCAUUAUUAAAAACACCAAAUGUGAACAUGUUUGAAAAAGCUCAAUCUCAGAUAUUCCAAUUAAUGAAAUAUGACAGUUAUACAAGAUUUUUAAAAUCAAACAUGUAUAAAGAUUGUAUCAUGAGUGAAAUGGAAGGUAAAUCUUUACCUCAUCAUCAUACAAGUGGUAGAGGAGAUAAUGAAGAAAGAUCAAAAACAAUUGAUUGUCUGAUCAAACUGAAAGAUGAAGAGAAGAAAGACAAAAAACGUUCACCAUUACUUCCAUGGACUAAAGUAAAACGUGAUCGUGAACCAAUAAAUGAAAAAGAGAAAACACCAACAUCAACUACAAGUCUUCAAACACCGACAUUUAAAAUUGAUAAUAAAAUAAAACCAUCAGCAUCAUCAUUAACAGCAAUAACAAUAAAUAAUAAUAAUAAUAAUAAUAAUAAUAGUAAUAAUAGUAUAGUCGAUUUUUCUUUAUCAUCAUCAUCUGUACGUUCUGAUAUUAAUCAUGACCCAUCUCUCUUAUCCUCUAAUUUAACUGGUGCAGCAUCUCAAUUAUUAAUAAGACGCGGAUCAGCAAAUACAUUAACUUUAGAUACAACGAAAAAAAAUAGUGUAUCGGAUUCUUUUACAGUUGAUUCGUCUCGAUUUUGUCGUUUUUUAUUUCCUGAUUCAACAUCUGCCAUUAUCCUAUCGUCUAAUUGUAAUCAUAUAACUAUUCAACAAGCAAUUAAUCGAUUAUUUGCUAAACGUGGUAUAACAUGGUAUCGUACCGAAUUAUAUGUGUCAAACUCUGAUCAACUUGUGGAUGUUCAAGAAACAUUGUCAACAUUAUGUGGUAAAGAAGUGCGUGUAGAAAGUCGUGUAUUAUGUCGUCUUGAUCUUCCAUCACGUUCAUUGUGCAUACGAUGUGAUCCAAAACGAACGUUACUUCAAAUACUUCAGCCAAUACUUGAUAAACUAAAAUUAUCUAUAGCACAAUUUGUUUAUUAUAUUAACGACUCAUUGAUUCCAUUAAAUUUGAAUGAAAAUAUAUCUGGCUAUGAUAAUCAACGAAUUUAUACAUUAACUAAAACAGCAUCCGGUGUGGACAUGUCUGCCCGUACACGUUUAAAAUCCACAAAUGAUAUAUUUGAAAUGAUACCGGAUAAUGAUGAAGAUAUACGAUUUGAUGAAACUGGAGUAUUAAAAACCUUAAAACAACAGCCACUUCAACGACAUAGUCCAUCAAUAGUGAUGAAUAAUGAUGAUCAUUCACCGACGCCCGAAAAACAACUUGAAUCUGUGUCUUUGGACAAUGAUCGCGCACAAAGAAAACAAAGCGAAACUGUUUCAAAUCCUAUUACAACAAAAUACUAUUCACAAAAGCAGAUUCUAAAUGCCAAUUUAUUAAAUAGAGUAAAACGUGGACAGAUAAAAAAUAACAAGCAGCCUUUUAUUUCGCAAUCAACAACAAUAAAAUCUGCUCUAAAACAACGUCAAGAUGCAGUGCCAGAAACAGUACCCAUUGACAUGGAGAACGUUAAAGAUCUUAAUGAGCCAGAUUUAGGUCUUGGCGGCGAUUCGAACAAUUAUUUCGAUCUUCCAUUUUCAAUUGGCGAUCGUCACAGUGCUAUUCCAGUUCAAAAUGAGAUUUAUGUUUUGUCACCACAAACAACUACUUACACAAGAAAAAACAAAUCAACUCAAACGCAAAAAGUAAGUGCAGAAAAAAUAUUUUUUGAUCCCGAACCGGUACCAAUUUCACCACAAAUCGUAGAUGAUUUGACAACAUUAGCAGCAUUCUUUUACUCUAUUAUAUUAUUUGGCAUAGUAUUUACGUGUUUAACAUGUUGUACGCAUUUUGAUGCACCAUGUUCAUCAUUUUUCUUAACAAUUGUUCAAACGUUUACGGGACUACCAGAACCUGUACUACGCUCAGUUUUACUUGUUGGAAGUUGUUUUAAAUACCUUGAGAAAACAGCUACAUUCCAAAAAGUUCAUCAAUUUAAUAAAUGGAUAACACAUAGUAUUGGGAGAGGAGCGAGGUUUCUUUGGUCAUUUGUACGAAAAAAUAUAUGUGAGAAAUAUUGUACAAGUUGUUUUAAUACAGAAUUAGAAGUUUCCGACGCUAAACAACUUUUGGCACGUCGUCCAUUAAAAACGGUGAAGAAAUCAACUGAACAAUUGAAUAAGAAAACAUCAAACAGUAACGUUACACGAGCGCAAGCGACUAGAAAAGACGAGAAGGAUUGUAUUGAUAAAAUUGAUGAAAUUCUAACAGAAACUAAUGAAGAUGAUAAUGACAUCGUUGAAGACGCCGCAGAAGAGAGUCCGAGUGCUGGUCGCUCUUUGGUUCAUCCUGAAGGAAAAUUUAUUGUUGAUAUUGAUAAAAAUAUUGAUAUGGCUAAAGUUACACCCAGUUCUCGAGUGGCACUAAAAAAUGAUAGUUAUACAUUACAUAAAAUACUUCCAAAUAAGGUUGAUCCACUAGUCUCAUUAAUGAUGAUUGAAAAAGUGCCCGAUUCAACAUAUGAAAUGGUGGGCGGUCUUGAUAAACAAAUUAAAGAAAUCAAAGAAGUCAUUACCCUAGUCGAGAGUCCCGCGGGACUCCCUCCGGAAUUUUCUUCUCAAAAAAUCCAUAGGGAGUCCUACGGGACUCCACAAAAAGUCCCGCGAGAGUCCCAUACACAAAAAAUUUUAUUUUUUGAAAAAAUCAGUAUGAAUAAACAGGCAGGUAGUAAAUUCAGGUGUACACAGCAAAUUCAGCUCUCUGUUCCCUUAUCUAAGUAAGUCUCAUUUUCGCUAGUCACAAUGUUACACUAUCGGAUGUUGUUUUUAAAUUAACAAUUGCUUCUCGAUCGUUUAAUUGAAUAACCAAUGCUUCUUGUAUACUUUUUCGAAAUAACAAAACCAAAUGCACUGUUGGGUAGGAUUUUGAUGCUUGUAGUACCGUUGUCGCAGUCUCAAAUGCUGCUAAAACUUAAUUAAUUCUUCGCCAAUAGCUAUAUGUUCAUAAUCGAGAACUAGAUUAAAUAAACCUAAUCGAUUCAAUAUUGCUCUAAUACCAUUUAUAUUAUGAAUAUAACUUCUAGAAAACAUUAUAGGAAAGAAAUUGGAGAUAGAAAGAUUACUGUUUGCACAAAAAAGAUAUAAAGAUAUGAGCAACUCCAGCGUCAUAGACGUGACACAUUCCUACAUCUUUGUGCCACUAUUAUAGUGGCACAAAGGUCUAUUAGACCUUUAACUAAAACAGCACUAAAGUCCCUAUUGCCAUCAGAGAUUCAGUCCCGAUUCGUCGACACUCACUCUCACACCGCCUUUGAAAUUCUUUGAUGUAUAUUCUUUGAAGUGUCCGAUUUGUCGACGAAUCGGGACGAUACCCCAUCAGAUAUUGGUGCCUACUGUCUGUAAAAAAGACAGUGCACUUGGUCAUUUUUUUCUCUCUCUAUAUAUAUAUAGAUACGUUAUAGGAAGCAUGUUUCUUCGUUUGAAGAAAAAUGUUAGAAAAGGACAGAUUGCUCCACGAGAUAUAGACGUAUAUAUAUAUAUAGGGCAUUUUAUUUCUUAAAAGUAGACUACUUUUAUACUCGAACUUUUUGCAGUUUAUAUCUGCUUUUUGAACCUUUUUAAAGUAGAACUAAAGUGAGUCUGAGGUGAAUGAUUGACCCUGAUUGCAUU
Molecule: messenger RNA, 4251 nt
Organism: Didymodactylos carnosus
Lineage: Eukaryota; Metazoa; Rotifera; Eurotatoria; Philodinida; Philodinidae
Source: the annotation of a GenBank genome assembly